Cladophialophora carrionii CBS 160.54 is the source of this 3021-nucleotide messenger RNA. RefSeq lists its product as uncharacterized. Bases 1 to 3021 code for a protein of 1006 amino acids. The record is from RefSeq and is a predicted model, not a curated record. Lineage: Eukaryota; Fungi; Ascomycota; Eurotiomycetes; Chaetothyriales; Herpotrichiellaceae. The transcript has 3 exons.
AUGGGAAAGACACGGACAUUGCUCGACUCCGCGGCUGCCGCCGGCCUCUUAUCGUUCCCAACGCAGGUAGCUCAACAUGUUUACGAGGCGAACAAUCUCGACGGAGCCACCGAAUGGGUCGAGUCCUUCACCGAGAAGGCCAAAGGGAGAGCUACCUUGUUUUUGGGCGCUGCCAUCUCUACGUUCAAGCCAACCCAGUUGCCUAUGUGGAAUGACUUCGUACAGUUACUGUGGGCGUCCGCUCUUGAAGUCGCUACGGCCGACAUGCGACCUGACAGGGUGUCUGAAGGCCUUCUGGCCUUCUUCGAGCGCGCGAAGGACCGAGUGCCCAACUACAUGGUGACCGAAGUCAUCUCCAGGCGCUUAGGACAACAAUACCUGCACGUGCUCGACGCAUUUCAGGCCGAAAGGUUGCAGGACGGGACGUACGCCUUCAACGAGAUCCACAAAUGGGCCGCGAAUCUUCUCGCUACAGGAGCAGUGGCCGCCGUGAUGACUACGAAUUUUGACAACUACCUGGAGAAAGCGAUCGAGAAAAGGACUCCCCUAUUCUACCAGAUCACCGGAGAUCCCCACGUCGACGGCAGAGAGAUCUCGUCCCGUCUAUCAUUGACGACUGCAAAAUCGUCGUUGGUCUUAGUUGUCAACGGAGCAAAAGCAUUCGCCUUCGUGCGAUCUCUCAUGCCACAGCUCGGUAACGGGAAAAUAACGUUCUUGUUCAAGGUCCAUGGGUCCUGCUAUGAUCCUGUGAGCUGUAUCGACACGCGGCUGCAGCGAGCUCAAGGCUUGCCUUCUUUUGCGACUGACGUCCUCGACAUUCUGCUCAAACGGACCGUAUGGCUGGUUGCUGGCUUCAGCGGAAGCGACAUGAACGACAAUCUUGACUAUUUGCGCUUUAUCUCGAGCAAAAAAGAAGCCGCCAUCAUCUGGCUCACGUACCCUGGCAGCCGAUGGGAGUCUGCAAUACACCGUCUCACCGCGGUCAUGACCUUGGAGAAAGGCUCACGCACCGGCUUCUGUCUGGUAAACGGCCGCUUUCUCGGUGAAAGGCACUCGGAAGAGAGCAAGUUUCCUCAAUUUGGACAAAAGAUCUUGAAAUGGGCUCAAAAUCUGGGGCCGGACUGGUGCAAACUUCUGUUGGUGGACUUGGUGGCCCUCUUCGAGGAGAAGGCAGAGCAAACGGCGCCGCCACACUUGUUGCAAGCAUUCAAUCAAGGUACUUCGCCUCGACAGGACUGGAACACGAUUCUGCAGAACAUGGACCUUAAGGCGGAAGAAUCCCAGAUAGCCCCAGCAAAGAGUUGCUCUGAGGUAUGGGCCUUGGUGAACGACGCACUCCGCACAGGUCACACGUUGCAGAAGGAAACCAGGCAAGAUCUCUGCAGGCGACUCACUACGGGCCUGGAGGUGCUGGGCGGCCACCACAUCAGACUCCAAGAAGCGGCCUCGCGUGGAGAUAAUCCACAGGUGCAUGCACAGGCAUGGGUUGUCAACGCCUUGAGCGGACUGGCAAUGCUGUGCGGAGGGGAAGUUGACCGGGCGGCGAGAGCACUCGAGAUCUCCAGCGGCAUCGCUUGGCUGGUUGGAAACUAUGAGCAUCACCAAAUGAUCGAGAGACUCUUGAAGGCCAUUUUCCAAGCACCGCACACUUCGACAGAUGCUGAAGAGGAAGACGAUGCUCCCGCUCCCAAUCAGACCGUCGGCUGUCUCGCCUUCAGCCCUGCCAUGGACAACGUCAACUCCAAGAUGAACAAAUAUGGCGUUCCACCGCAGAACUACAUGCGGGCAUUGUUACAUCGCUCGAUCCUGUUUGCGGACGGUAUGAUCCUUCCUGCAAACAUCAUCAGCAAUUCGACGGUCCUUGUCGAUGAGGUGUUGUUCCAGGGCGAACGUGAUGAGCUCAACGAAGUCUACCUCCGCCACCUUUACCCUGCCCUGCCUACCGAGUUCAAAGACGGGCCUGGGAAACUUCGAAGGUUCCUCGAUUCUAGGCCCAAGACCUUUAUCUUCGAGUCCGUCAACGACGACCAUAUUGCGCGCAUGGACGACUUCUUUGACGACCCUGCAAACGCCCAUCAAAUUCUUUACUUCGACGAAAGCUUACUGGGCCGAAACUAUGGCAAAUAUAUACGGACAGCCGUUGAUCCAUUGCAUAGGGAGACUACCGUAUCACAUCUUGUUAGGCUUUGGAAGCAUGUCGAGGCCGGAGGGGGUUGGUCGGAACACCCCGAUCACAGCGAACGUUCCUCUGCUGCUAGACACGCAGCUGAGGAUCUGACGGACUCUCUCUUCCUCCUGUCAACAUUGCUCCCAGAGGCCGUGAGGAGAUCGCCGUUGUACAAAUUUGCCGAUCUCUUCGACGAAGCCAGCGACAGGGACAGCAUACUUGCAUUCUUAAGAAGCGACGCUGGAGAAGAGGCUAAGCUGCAGCUGUUGAAGGCGAGGGAUCGCAUCAUCGAGAAACCAUGGCUCUACAGUCCCUUCUGCCACGAACUGUUCGAUGCGCCUUACCGGGCUGCGUUGGCGUUCGACUAUGCAUCCCGUGCUGCAGUCGAGCCAGUGCUCUUUCUCGAAGAAGAUGAGAUCCCCUCGUGGGAAUUCAUGUCAUCGGACUGUCAUUCAAAGGCCUUUCCGACCAACUUCGCGGCCUUCCCUAUAUCAGCGGACAGCCAUAAGUACUCCUCGCUUCUGCUGAGCCAGAUGACCACCGCGACCUUGCGAAAGGCGAGAAGAGAUCUGGCGCCAUUCCGAGCAAAGAUCGUUGAAGGCUCGCCGCUUGUAGAAGACGACGUGGUCAGAAUGAAGGAUGCCAUGGCUUCUUUCGAGAGUCGUUCGCUCGCGCUUCCUGACGUUGAGAUCAACGCGCUCAUCGACCUCGACCCGAAUGUGAAACAGGUGGCAGAACUGCUGCUUGCCCAGUGUGUCUUCCUGGUCAGGAACGGUCCACCACUUGACCCAAUGUACGAAGAAGCACAGAUUGCCCUUCCGGGUCUGCUGGCGCUGCGCCGGCAGCAGGGCUGA